Messenger RNA from Styela clava, 945 nucleotides. RefSeq lists its product as uncharacterized. Lineage: Eukaryota; Metazoa; Chordata; Ascidiacea; Stolidobranchia; Styelidae. The record is from RefSeq and is a predicted model, not a curated record.
AUAUAUAUAUAGUACGCGGUUCAUAUUGCCUGCCUCACAUAGACUGCUUCCCUCACUCUAUUCCAUAAUCGAGCAUUCUUGGAUUGUUUUGUUGUGUUUAUCAAAAUGUCGGCAACAUGGUUUGGGCGGGCUCUGCGGACACUAAAAACGCACCCUGACGUUAUUCCACUCUGGGGAGCAUGUGUGUAUGCCGGAUGCCUCGGACUAUCUGCGCUCGCGUACACAUCGCUCAAGAAAACUGAUAUUGUGUGGAAUAAGUGGAGUAAAUUACCACCAGAUGAACGCCUGGAUUGGACGAAACCGUCUCAAAAGAUUCUUCUGACGAAUAGCACUCAAUACGCUGGUUACCAAGCAAGGGAUCCAGCUAUUCAACAACUGCAUGAUCUCAUUUACGCAGAUGGUGAAUACUACAAAAGAUAAAUUUAUUUUACGUAACAUUGUGAAACGUUUCUUUGUUUGCACGUGAACCAUGGAAAUUUCUCUUUCUUAUGAAAUGCUUAUAUGUAUAUUCACAACAGACAUCUGUACAUGUAAGGCAAAAUCUCAUAUGCUGUGCCCUAUGCAUACAAUAGAAAUGAAUAAGGUACCGGAAAAAAACACAUUGUUGUGUUGAUUUGAUCUGGUGUAAAUAAAUAUUAUUUUCAAGUGAUCAAGUAUCAACGCUUAAACGUAUUUAUGUAACUGUUCGAUUAGUAUCCUUCAAUUAUUUUAAACAUCAAUAUAUUUUUUAGCAUUGCUCCAUUUAUGUUAUAAUCUAUAUUACUCAUGCCAGGUAUGACAAAUUAUUUAUUAAUCAUAAGCUAUUCAUAUUUGCGCUGUCUACGCUAUUUGCAAUCAAUAAUAUUUCUCGCCGCAUGGUGGAGCUUUUGUUACGCACUUUUACUUUCUUGCAACAGUCACCGUGUUUUGCUAUAUUUUUCCAAAAUAAAAUAAUUUUUUAAAUUA